This is a messenger RNA of Cyclocybe aegerita, 2745 nucleotides long. NCBI's taxonomy places the organism in Eukaryota, Fungi, Basidiomycota, Agaricomycetes, Agaricales, Hemipholiotaceae. The record is from the annotation of a GenBank genome assembly.
UGCAUUUCUAUUUCUUAUUCAAUGGGGAAAAUGGGCUUUCUCUCCUUCCCCCAUCAUCUCCUCCCCUCCUCGCCCCAGCCCACCGUCCCCCCGUGUAUGAAUCCAGAAUGAACAACCCGCCCAGCCAACCCGAUUCACCCACCAAGAAGCGGAGAAAGGGAGCCACCCGCUUAAGCUGUGCAGAGUGUCGAAGGCUCAAGCUACGAUGCGAUCGAGGAAUUCCUUGUGGCUCGUGCGUCAAGAGAGGGUGUGGCGCAAUCUGCCCUGAUGGAGCUCUGACGACUGGACUCGGAAAUCGGUUCGUCCUUGCCUCCACGCAGGAGCUGCAUGAGAAGAUUAAUGAGCUGGCCAAUCGCGUCCGCGAACUGGAAGACGCGCUACGGGCCUCGCAUUCUCAUUUAUCCUCAGAGCAACACCCUCUUCUUUCUGAGGAGCUGCUGAAAAUCAAGGCUCCACUACAGCGCGACAUCAACCACGCCAAACCUUCCACGACAACCAUCAAGGAGGAGGAAAACAACCCAGAUGUCGUUGAUGCCUUUGGAUCGUUAUCUAUAAGCCUCUCUGGGAAAACCAAAUACUACGGCCAGAUAGCCAAUUCAUGGGAUUUCCUCCAAGACGAACUACCAGAAGACGAAGAGCUUCAAGACGACCAGUUACUUGCUCUACAGAAUGUCCUGCCCGCAAAAAUUCUGACUCGCGCUGCGUCGCUUCCGAUUUCGCCCAUGACUUUCAACGAUAACGUCGGGCUGCAAACUUUAUGCUGGUAUCUCCCACCGGCCGACACCGCGCUUCAGCUGCGGACUACUUACUACACCCAUGCUGCGUGGAUGUACAACCCUAUCAAUAUCGAGUCAUUUGAUAGCGAGAUUUAUUCCCAAUUUUACAACCAGAACGGCCCGAUAACCGAAGACCCGCUCCUGGCACACCGUCUCUCUCUGCUGUUCAUGGUCUUGGCUAUCGGCGCCUUGAUGGAAACCUCUCUACCAGCCUACAACCUGGAAGCAGAAAAAUAUCACCAGCUCGCACGGGCUUCUCUGUUUCACUACUCGUUCUUUGAUAACCCAACGAUCAAUGCAGUGCAGGCUUUGGAUCUGAUGACUUUCUACCUCUUCUUGGCCGACCGGCAUGGAACCAGCUCCGGUGCUCGUUGGGCCACAAUGGGGCUUGCAGUCAAAGUUGGCCAAAGUGUCGGUCUUCGUCGAGACAGCGGACGAUGGAAAGGUGUCGAUCCCGUGGAAACCAAGAGACGCCGCGAGUUGUUUUGGGAACUGUUCACGUACGAUUCGUGGCAGUGUUUGACAUAUGGACGUCCUCCGUCUUUUGCGCUUCCGCACUUUGACUGCAAGAUGCCCCACUUGGAUGAUAAUUCCGAUGAACAGAGUUGCAACGGCUGGAAGCAUCGAUUUACUUCAGAAUGCAUGAGCUUGUUGCACGAUCAAGCGUUCGGCGCCAAAACGCCUACGUAUGCCACAGUUCUCCAGCUUGACCGCAAGCUGCGUGCGUUCCCUGUACCGCCGAUCCUCCAGGUCGCCGGUUUUGGUAAUAACUCUGAGGCUCGUCAAGGAGGUUACCCAGACACCGUCAUGCUCACUCUGCAACGGCAUAUCGUCCUUGCGAUCCGGGAAAUGAGUCUCCUCUAUUUGCACAGGAGCUUCUUCGCACGAGCCAUUAGUGAUCAUCCGAAAGACCCUCUCGGGAGUCCGUACGGGACGUCAGUAAUUGCGGCUUAUCGAAGCGCAGGUUCGUUAGUUGCGAUGAUGCGAAACUUGCAUACGCAGCUCAAAGAACCGAGCGAGAGGAUCUGGUUCCUGUGGACACACAUGUUUUCGUGCGCGGUUGUUCUGGGUUCGAUCGUUACUCGUUGUCCGUCCAUGAGCUUGGCGCCUUCGGCGCUUGUCCAGUUGGACUCGGCAUGCGAAUUGUUCUCCAAGGCUGCACGUGGGUUCAGAGCCAGCAAAGUUCUUGACAUUAUGCUGCAUUUGCAAGAGAAGGCCCACUUCAGUUUAGAUGAGUUCCGAAGAGGCAAAGGAUCCCCUUCGUUGAACCGGUACAACCCUGGCUCGCCGACAACACCCGACCCAGAUCACGACGAGCUGGCUGUACUUGGUGGCAAGACACGUUUGGUCUCGAAGAAAGAACCUGCUUCGCCAGUACUGAUGGACCGCUCCCCGACCUCCCAAAAUCCGGUUGUGCCUUUACCGCUUUCGCCAGGGAUGCACAACCAGCUGCCCCAAAACGUCCGAGAGUAUCUGGAAACCUUCAAGAGUGGGACCGGUCAACAACUAUAUACCAUGGACGCGCAGAACCACUCGUUCUCGAACGAUGGUGGAUCCUUCUCAGACCCAGAUAUUUCGCCAGUUUCCGUUUACGGGAUGUCGUCUUUGCAGUCGAGUUUCCAUGCUGAGCCGAGUUCCUAUAUGCAGCAGCAGCAGCAACAGCAGCAACAGCAAUCUAUGCAGACAAUGAUGCAGAACCAGCAGUCCAUGCAAGCACACCACAGCAUGGACACCUCUGGCGGCGUCACUAAGACUGAAAGUGGCCUGCCACAGUACUUCCCGGUUUACGACUACGGCCUCUCUUCUUCCUCCACGUACACAAAUGGAAAUAUGUUCUCGAACGAACAGAGCCUCAUACUGGAUACGAGCGGCGGUGCCAGUGGCUCCGGUCAGCGAAGGGCAUCGGGGUCGCCAGAUGGGACGAUGCAGUCAACGUGGCUCGAUUUCGUCAAUACGAUGUCAAUGUAGG